This is a messenger RNA of Jaminaea rosea, 687 nucleotides long. Its product is annotated as putative C-8 sterol isomerase. The record is from RefSeq and is a predicted model, not a curated record. Gene Ontology annotation, cellular component: endoplasmic reticulum. Lineage: Eukaryota; Fungi; Basidiomycota; Exobasidiomycetes; Microstromatales. Bases 1 to 687 code for a protein of 228 amino acids. Gene Ontology annotation, biological process: ergosterol biosynthetic process. The transcript is spliced from 2 exons.
AUGUCGAGGACCUUGCUUCUGCUGAGCAGCAUGCUCAUUGCCUUGACGUUGGCCUACUCGGCGUUGGAUAGCAUCAAGCAUCGCUUCUACAUCUUCGACCCCACCUCAGUAGCAUCCAUAGCGCGUCGGAACGUCCUCCUCCACCAAUCCCUCAACCACAGCUCCCCACUCCCCCUCUUCGAGGCCAUCCAACGCGAUCUAGCCGCCUCCUCGCCACGAAUCGCUGCCCACCUCAACUCGCACCCACUCACAGACGAGAAGGAAUGGAUGUUCAACAACGCAGGUGGAGCAAUGGGUAGCAUGUACCUCCUGCACGCCUCGAUCACCGAAUACCUCAUCUUCUUCGGCACCCCAUUGGGCACCGAGGGUCACACGGGACGUCAUACGGCGGACGACUAUUUCCACAUCCUCACAGGAACGCAGUAUGCUGCCUAUCCUCACUCAUUGACCCCAGAAGUGUAUCGCGCGGGGGACGUUCACCAUCUCAAACGCGGCCAUGUCAAACAGUACAUGAUGCCCGAGAGUGGGUGUUGGGCACUCGAGCUUGCUCAAGGGUGGAUCCCACCCAUGUUGCCCUUUGGGUUCGCGGAUACCGUCAGCUCUACGCUCGACUUUGGGACUUUUGCGCGCACGGUGUGGAUUACGGGAAGGGAGAUGGUCAAGAAUUUGGUGAAGGGAAAAUUCUAA